Betta splendens (Siamese fighting fish) is the source of this 1877-nucleotide messenger RNA. RefSeq names its product cytokine receptor family member b4 (gene crfb4). The transcript has 7 exons. Lineage: Eukaryota; Metazoa; Chordata; Actinopteri; Anabantiformes; Osphronemidae. The coding region runs from base 147 to 1115 and encodes 322 amino acids. Gene Ontology annotation, molecular function: protein binding. The record is from RefSeq and is a predicted model, not a curated record.
CACGCAUGGAAAACACCGUCCACUUCAGUUUCGCACAAUGGGAGGAGUUUGGUUCCGCGGACUUCCCCGUCUGAGGUUCCCGAAUGCCACCAGGAAGUCGGCUUCGCUGAAGCGGCCGAAGCUCAGCUGGAUUCCGCCGUAACAACAUGUCCGCCGCGGUUUGGGUCUUUUUCCUGGCGUUGGCGGCUCCGUGCGGCUCCGAAGUGGUACCGCCCAGCGGUGUCAACCUGACCUCCUACAACCUGGACCUGGUGCUGAGGUGGCUCCCGCCAGUGGGGCUCGACGGUGACGUGCGCUACACGGCUGAGUACAGAUCCUCCACUGGAAAUUACAGCAGUGGGUGUGUGAACAUCUCCGCAGUUGAAUGCGACCUCACGCGCCUCCAGUCGAAGCCUGAAACAGCCAUUUUUGAGUACGGAAAGUACACUGGCAGAGUGCAGGCGCAUUUGGGCUCAGAGACCUCGGCCUGGGUGGAAAGCAGGCCUCUGAGCUUGGACCAAGAAACCACCAUCGGCCCACCCACCGUCAACCUCACCUCUGGGCAUACUAUUGAAGUCAGCAUAAAAAAUCCAGUUUUGGCUAUCUCAUCGCUUAUCAAAACGUAUUCUACUGUCACCUACAACAUAAUGUACUGGGAGGACGGCCAGAAGGAAAAGGCCAAAUCCAUCAGCCACAGUCGACAGAACCGAGUGGUUCUGGAUGACCUGAAGCCUUCCACCGUGUACUGCGUUCAAGUCCAAAUCAACACAUAUUAUUCCGAGCCCAGCGAGCAGAGCAGACCUGUGUGUGAGAGGACCUUUGAUGAGGUGGAGCCUCAAUGGGUGACGGCUGUUUUGACAUUUAUUGGCAUAGCGGUGGCCAUGGCCCUGGUAGUAGUCACCGUGCUGCAUCGGAGAAGUAUAUCCAACUUUCUAUGUCCAAGGGAUGUCCUGCCUGAGCAUAUUAAGAAGUACCUGCUGACUCCUCCCAGCUCAAGCAUCUACCUAGAAAUGCAGAAGCCUCCUCUCCUGGAGGAGAACUACGACCCAAUAAGUAUAAUUGCAGAAGAGAAGACAGUAGAGGUACCAGAGAUGACCUGCAGCACCCGGACGGACAUCGCUGCCAGGGACCGGUAGACGGAUGGACCUGGCCACUGAAGAGGAGGCAACCUGCAGGCUGCAGUUGGGACAGUCAAACUGGGAAAUGUGCUUGGCUUCACAUUUGAAGACUGCACACAACUUCUGCAGCUGCCUCUAACUGCUGUAACCAUAUACUUGCAGACACACGACACCUCCCCGGCUUUAUUUAUGUGCUGUAGGACUUAAUGUUGCUCACAGUAACACUGUGUGUUUGCUACUUGAAGGAGCGUGAGCAGCUGGAUUAUCUGUUUGCUAUGAUUCUACUCAUGCUCAUUUUCACAGUUUGGACGUUUUCUUACUGAGAAUGAAAGAAUGAUAGGCAAACAAAGGUUUACAGGUAAACACACUGUAGUCACGGCAGUGCCGUGGUACCAAGUUGAUAAUUUAAUAAAGUCAGAUGCUGCCAGCUGACAUGAUGGAUGUGAUACAAAAUGGUCUCACAGAAAUGAGACAUUUAGCCUAAAGUGAUUGUUUCUACGCUGCCUGGGAAACUGGCUUUUAAACAAAGUGGAAUGCUAAUAGAUUCUAAGAACUACGUUUUGAUACUAUAAAAAUAUUUGUAUUGAGCAAUAUUUUUUCAUAUUUAAUAUACAUUAACCACCUAAAAAUUUCAAAAUGUCCUUAUGUUUUAAUAAAGUCUGACAUUUGAUGCACAAACAGUAUUUUUUCUGCAGACAACAUUGAAGGUAAAAUCAGCCCAAAAUAACUAAUAAUGACUUAAGUGUUGACUGAACUCACUUAAGAGAACAUUUAAAACUU